CUUCCUCGUCUUCCUCUGCAGUGAGGCAGGAUUGGCGGAGUCGUUCGGCGGCCUCAGCCCGAGCCAGGACAGAGGAGCUCUCGGGUUCUUUCCAUCGCGUGGGCUGCAGCCAUGUCCGUGAUGCCCACCCUGUGAAGGUCUGCCACCAUCCGCAAACGUCUCCUCUGUUCCAGUCUUGCCAGCAGACGAUCCGCGGAUCCAUUUUGUUUGCCCUGCUAGGAGCUGCUGUGCAUAAAACUGGCGCCAUGUCCCUACUCUUCCCUCGAUGCAACUCCAUCAUCACAGUCAAGAAGGACAAGAGACACAUGGCUGAGGUGAAUGCGUCCCCACUCAAGCACUUUGUCACUGCCAAGAAGAAGAUCAAUGGCAUCUUCGAGCAGCUAGGAGCCUACAUCCAGGAGAGUGCCACCUUUCUGGAAGAUACCUACAGGAAUGCGGAGCUGGACCCGGUUACAACGGAAGAACAGGUUCUGGAUGUCAAAGGUUACCUGUCUAAAGUGCGGGGCAUCAGUGAGGUGUUGGCCCGGCGGCACAUGAAAGUGGCUUUUUUUGGCCGGACGAGCAAUGGGAAGAGCACGGUGAUCAACGCCAUGUUGUGGGACAAAGUUCUGCCCUCCGGGAUCGGCCACACCACCAACUGCUUCCUGCGGGUAGAGGGCACAGACGGCCAUGAGGCCUUCCUCCUUACUGAGGGCUCCGAGGAGAAGAAGAGCGUGAAGACCGUGAACCAGCUGGCCCACGCCCUCCAUCAGGACGAGCAGCUGCAUGCUGGCAGCCUGGUAAGCGUGAUGUGGCCCAACUCCAAGUGCCCUCUGCUAAAGGACGACCUCGUGCUGAUGGACAGCCCUGGCAUUGAUGUCACCACCGAGCUGGACAGCUGGAUUGACAAAUUUUGCUUGGAUGCAGAUGUGUUUGUGCUCGUGGCCAACUCAGAGUCCACUCUGAUGCAGACGGAAAAGCAAUUCUUCCACAAGGUGAGUGAGCGACUCUCCCGCCCAAAUAUCUUCAUCCUUAACAACCGCUGGGAUGCGUCUGCCUCAGAGCCCGAGUACAUGGAGGAGGUGCGGCGACAGCACAUGGAGCGCUGCACCGGCUUCCUGGUGGACGAGCUGGGUGUGGUGGAUCGGGCCCAGGCCGGGGACCGCAUCUUCUUUGUGUCUGCCAAGGAAGUGCUCAAUGCCAGGAUCCAGAAGGCCCAGGGCAUGCCCGAAGGAGGGGGCGCUCUUGCCGAAGGCUUUCAGGUGCGGAUGUUUGAGUUUCAGAAUUUUGAGAGGAGGUUUGAGGAGUGCAUCUCUCAGUCUGCAGUGAAGACCAAAUUUGAACAGCACACAGUCCGGGCCAAGCAGAUCGCGGAGGCCGUGCGGCUCAUCAUGGACUCUCUGCACAUCGCGGCUCAGGAGCAGCGGGUGUACUGCCUGGAAAUGCGUGAAGAACGGCAAGACCGACUGAGAUUUAUUGACAAGCAGUUGGAGCUCCUGGCUCAGGACUACCGACUGAGAAUCAAGCAAAUUACCGAGGAGGUGGAAAGGCAGGUGUCCACGGCAAUGGCCGAGGAGAUCAGGCGCUUGUCGGUGCUGGUGGACGAGUACCAGAUGGAUUUCCACCCUUCUCCAGUGGUCCUCAAGGUUUAUAAGAAUGAGCUUCAUCGCCAUAUAGAGGAAGGCCUGGGCCGAAAUAUGUCUGACCGCUGCUCCACGGCCAUCACCAACUCCCUGCAGACCAUGCAGCAGGACAUGAUAGAUGGCUUGAAACCCCUCCUUCCGGUGUCCAUGCGGAGCCAGAUAGACAUGCUGGUCCCUCGCCAGUGCUUCUCCCUCAGCUACGACCUCAACUGUGACAAGCUGUGUGCCGACUUUCAGGAGGACAUUGAGUUCCAUUUUUCACUUGGAUGGACCAUGCUGGUGAACAGGUUCCUAGGCCCCAAGAACAGCCGCCGGGCCUUGAUGGGCUACAAUGACCAGGUCCAGCGCCCUGUGCCUCUGACACCAGCUAACCCCAACAUGCCCCCGCUGCCACAGGGCUCGCUCACCCAGGAGGAGCUCAUGGUCUCCAUGGUUACAGGCCUGGCCUCCCUGACAUCAAGGACCUCCAUGGGAAUCUUGGUUGUUGGAGGCGUGGUGUGGAAGGCGGUGGGCUGGCGGCUCAUCGCGCUGUCCUUCGGGCUGUACGGCCUCCUCUAUGUCUACGAGCGUCUCACCUGGACCACCAAGGCCAAGGAGCGGGCCUUUAAGCGCCAGUUUGUGGAGUAUGCCAGUGAGAAGCUGCAGCUCAUCAUCAGCUACACGGGCUCCAACUGCAGCCACCAGGUCCAGCAGGAACUGUCUGGGACCUUUGCUCAUCUCUGCCAGCAAGUGGAUGUCACCCGGGAGAACCUGGAGCAGGAGAUUGGCACCAUGAAUAAGAAAAUCGAGGCACUUGAUGCUCUGCAGAGCAAAGCCAAGCUGCUCAGGAAUAAAGCUGGGUGGCUGGACAGCGAGCUCAACAUGUUCACACACCAGUACCUGCAGCCCAGCAGAUAGUGGGCACCGUGGAGUGGAGCCUGCGCAGAGAAGGGGCAAUGACACCAGCCCCACAGCGCAGCUCUGGUCCUGGCCACUGCCGAAUGAAAGCACCCCUGUGUCAUACCGUUCCCAGCCCUCAGCACUAGUCAUUUCCCCCUCUGCCUGCUCUUGCAGGAAGUUGUGCUCAGUCCUCCAGGGAGACUUUCUGACAGCGCCAUGUGCAGUGUGGGUGGGGUAAGAGCCGGAGCUUGCCUCCACCUCAUCAGCUCCACCUGACAGCAUGAGUCGGUGACUUGAUGAGGUCUCAGGAAGUCAGCACUGCAGGGUGACACACUGGACCUGGCACGCCUAGGCAGACAGCUCCACCUCCCAGUGGCCUGUGCACUACCCUCCUGGCACUCCAGCACGCCUGCAGGGAGGCUGCCCUAGGGGACUGGGCGUAUUCCCAGAAGCAUUAGGCACCGUCCUGAGAAGGCCGUGCAGCUCCGCUGGGUUUGAUCCUCCAGCUGCCGUGUUUCCUCCCAUCUGUCAUGCUCUUCAGGCUUGGGGCCUGAGGCUGAGGCAGGUCCAGUACCCUAGAAGAGGGAAGGGCGCCACAGAGGGUUUUGAGUGGUAAGAGAGCCGAGAAGGGAUUUGGAUGGCAUUGGAUGCAUGUGGUGCUGGGGGAGUGGGAAGCCAUCAUGGGGCAAGGAGGGCCCGUGUCCCUUGCUCUGGGUGGAGCCGUCACCUGGAUGGCCUUGUUUUGUUGUGGUAAAAGCUGGCCUGGACCAAGUGGUUAAAGAAUGUAAAAGGAAGGGUGGGAGUAGGUAAGCGGGAAAUGGGGAAGUGCACCUUGUUCUGCUAAGGGUUCCCGCGCUGUGCCCCAUCCCACUGGCUCCAUAGCGUCCCUGUUGUAACCGGAGACAUGUCCCCAUCCCCUCCCUGCCCUGAGCUGCCCUCAACCACCUGUCCCCCAGACUGCUCCCUGUGCCAUUCUCUGCAGGUGGCUGCAAAACAGUGGGGAGCUCAGUGCCCUCCCUGGCCCUGGAGACCCACAGCCCCCUGCCGAUGGGGUCACAAGUGGGGGCCGGCUUCUGUCCCCAGAUGUUGAGGUCGGAAAGCAGUGUUAGGGAGUGAGACCUUUCCAGCAGGUCAGUCUCGUAGGCAGGCCUCAGCAGGUAGGUGUGUCCUGCUGGCCUUGAGCCCAGCACCAUCCUCUGUGGGGAGAUGAAUCGGUAAUCCUUGUACCUUCUGCGCCUCCACCCUGCAUCUGCUCUGUGGGGUGGGCAGGAGUGCUGGACUUUGUCAAGGGUGACAUGUGACAAUGAGAGCCAUCUGAAUGUGAUACCAGGCCUUGUUGGGGAGCCAUGGGGUUACCCUGCAGCAUGUCAGGAAAUCAGUGUCACAUAAUUCCAAUGAAUUUUGUGCUCUUUUUGAAAAAAAAAAUAGAAUACACAUGAGUUUUUUUCAACCUAGCCCCUGGGGAAUAAAUGAACUAUGAAGCUUCUUGCACAGUCAGAUCUAAGUCUGAAGGAGAGACCCUUUCUGAAGGAAGUGUGGCCGGAAGCACUUUACUUGGAUGCUGCUAGCUCUGUCCUGUUUGUUCACUUGCUGGGGUGCAAGGUGUGCCCGCCAGUCUCCUCUUCGGUGUUUGCCCGAGUUACUCCUGUUUCACUGCUGACCCUACUGGAACCUAAAAUAAAACCUAGUUGGAAACCCU
Molecule: messenger RNA, 4200 nt
Organism: Ochotona curzoniae (black-lipped pika)
Lineage: Eukaryota; Metazoa; Chordata; Mammalia; Lagomorpha; Ochotonidae
Gene: MFN2
Product: mitofusin 2
Exons: 19
Coding region: 246-2519 (757 amino acids)
Biological process (GO): mitochondrion localization; mitochondrial fusion
Cellular component (GO): mitochondrial outer membrane
Molecular function (GO): GTPase activity; GTP binding
Source: RefSeq, a predicted model, not a curated record